This is a messenger RNA of Clarias gariepinus (North African catfish), 6550 nucleotides long. RefSeq names its product FYVE, RhoGEF and PH domain containing 4a (gene fgd4a). NCBI's taxonomy places the organism in Eukaryota, Metazoa, Chordata, Actinopteri, Siluriformes, Clariidae. The transcript has 18 exons. Gene Ontology annotation, biological process: filopodium assembly; cytoskeleton organization. Gene Ontology annotation, molecular function: guanyl-nucleotide exchange factor activity; metal ion binding. The record is from RefSeq and is a predicted model, not a curated record. Bases 505 to 3042 code for a protein of 845 amino acids. Gene Ontology annotation, cellular component: cytoplasm.
GGGUUUGAUUUCCGUCUUGUCCUUUCUUCACCUCUGUGUGAGCCUGCGGAUCACACCGGAUUAUUUUUCGUGCCGCUUUAAAUGGAAGGUAAAUGAGCGUGAGACGGGAAAGUGCUGAGGAAGUCGAGCUAUGCUGGAUAUUUUUGGUCCUUAUUCAUCAACAGGAAAACGAGCAUCAGAACUGCCCUUUCAGCUACUUUCUCUCCCAACGUUGUCCUCUUUUCUCUGUCUCGAAGUUGUGGUUUCCUCCGAUGGUUCUGCUGAUGACCAGUGAUGGAUUUUCUAGCUUCUGGUCUCAAGAUGACUCCUCUGCCGAAGACUGCCUCUGGUAAGCGAUGAUGGCCGACACCAUGACUUGGAUAGCGGCUCUUACUAUGAACUUAAGGAGGACAUACAGAACUUCGAUCGCCACUCACAUGUUGGAAUAUUGACACGAAAAGGCAGGCAUCUAAACACAAGUCUGCUGCUUCUUCCAUCAGAAGAUCUGCUAGGAAUAAACACAGAAUGGGCAGCGGAUUGAGAAAAAUGAGACGCAGGCAGAAGUAUUGGUUUUGUCGAACUAAAGAAAAAGCGGGCAAAGCGAGCUGCUUCCCCUCCAAAUCAUUCGAUGAAGACGAGGCUUGUGUGGGGUUGAAGAUUGCUGAGACGCAAGAUUAUGGGAGUAAGCCUGCGGAUCGAGCCAGUCGAAAUGAGAAGCAGCGUCAGGGAAGCAGAGCGAGUAACAGAAGCUCCACAGGAGUAAAUGGGAAAGGCUCAAGACGCCAGCUUCCUCGGCGUAUCAAACCACAAGUGCCUCCUAAGCCAGUACACCUUCAGGCUCCGGUGACCGAGUUGUGUAAGCCGCUGGGCAGGAGCUCACCCUUUAGCUCCAAGAUGGAGGAGGAGGGAGGAGGAGGAGGAGUGGGAGGUGUGGGAGGAGGAGGAGGAGGAGGAGGAAAAGGCCGAGUGUCUGACCUCAUCAGUCGCUUUGAGGAAAACAGACACCCAGAAAGGAGGGACGGCUCUCCUCAGAAACACACCGCCAAAGCUGGGAAGGGCAGUCCGGUGAACAGGGGUUGCCAGAAAGCGACGGACACUAAAGAGCAGACUCAGGACGGCAGCGACAGCCAUGACCACACGCCGUCUACCAAUGGAGUGUUAGGUCAGAUGGACAGAAACGGUGAUGACAGCGGAGCUGCGAGACCAGACGGCGAACCGCUGCUGAAUGGAGAAAUGGUGGAGCAAAGUUCGGACGGGGACGCAGACGCGUCGCAGAGUUUCACUGAGAAAGAGGAUGAGAGAAGGAGAACAGAGACCCAGACCAGCAUGGAUGAGACCAGCUUGGAUGACAAGGAAAUGGAGCACAAGGAGACGAACGAACAGAAACUGUACAAGAUCGCCAAUGAGCUCCUGCAGACAGAGAAGGCCUACGUGGCAAGACUUAAUUUAUUACAGGUGUUCAAUGAGAAGCUGAUGGAGGAGGCAGGAAAAGGCACGUUCCCUGUGGAAGUGGUAAAGAACAUCUUCUCCAAUAUCUCCUCCAUCAAUGCCUUCCACAACCAGUUUCUUCUGCCAGAUCUGGAGAAACGCAUGGGAGAAUGGGAGAUGACGCCUCGGAUCGGGGACAUCCUGCAGAAACUAACACCCUUUCUGAAGAUGUAUGCAGAGUACGUGAAGAACUUUGAUAAAGCCAUGGAGCUCCUGAAGCAGUGGACCGAUCGCUCGCCUCAGUUUAAGUCCAUUAUUCAGGACAUCCAGAAGCAGGAAGUGUGUGGGAGUCUGACGCUGCAGCAUCACAUGCUGGAACCAGUACAGAGAGUACCGAGAUACGAGAUGCUCCUUAAAGACUACCUGAAAAAGCUUCCUCAGGACCACGUGGACCGGCGGGAGGCUGAGAAGUCAUUGGAGAUCAUCGCCAUGGCAGCCACGCACUCGAACACUGCAAUUCGCAAAUCUGAGAAUCUGAAGAAACUGCUGGAGAUUUAUGAGAUGCUGGGGGAGGAAGAGGACAUUGUGAAUGCCUCCAAUGAGUUCAUUAAGGAGGGACAUAUUCUCAAACUGGCAGCCAGGAACACUUCAGCUAUGGACCGAUACCUCUUUCUGUUCAACAACAUGCUGCUCUACUGCGUUCCCAAGUUCAGCCUAGUGGGCCAGAAGUUUACGGUGCGCACACGAAUCGGCCUCGAUGGGAUGAAGGUGCAGGAGACGUAUAACGAGGAUUACCCUCAUACAUUCCAGGUGUCUGGGAAGGAACGUACCCUGGAGCUGCAGGCCAGCUCUGAACAAGAUAAAGAGAGCUGGAUAAAGGCAUUCCAAGAAACAAUCGGGAUCUUUCACCAAAAGAAUGAGACGUUUAAAAUGGCUGCUAAAGAAGUGGAUGAGGAAGUGUCGAUAACGGACCUGGGAAAGCGGGCGCCACGCUGGAUUCGAGACAACGAGGUGACCAUGUGUAUGAAGUGUAGGGAACCUUUUAACGCUCUCACCCGUAGGAGGCAUCACUGUCGAGCUUGUGGUUAUGUGGUAUGCUGGAAAUGCUCAGACAAUAAGGCUCCUCUGGAGUAUGAUGGCAAUAAGAUGAAUAAAGUGUGUCGAGACUGUUACUCCAUUUUAAAAGGCCACACAGACAGCGAGGAGAAGGAGGGCAAGAAGAAGGGCAUUCUGGAGAUCGAGGCGGCACAGUUCUCAGGCAGCAGUAUAAUGUGCGGCUUCCUGCAGUACUGUGAGAAGAAUAAACCCUGGCAGAAAGUCUGGUGUGUCAUUCCUGAGAAGGAGGCUUUAGUGCUCUAUCUGUACGGAGCACCGCAGGACGUUAAGGCUCAGUGCACCAUCCCGCUGCUGGGUUACUCCGUAGACGACGCCACCCGACCCACCGACCCUCCAGCCAGUUUCCGUCUGUCCCAGUCCAAGUCUGUCCACAGCUUCGCUGCCGAGAGCGAGGAAGUGAAACAGCGCUGGCUCCGAGUGAUCCGAGUGUGUGUGACGGGCGAAGUGCCCGCAAGCCCGCCGCCAACGGAGACGCACGCCGCCGAGUGCAGCCGGGAGCCGAGCACAGAGAGUCUCUAAGAGAUGGCACGCUCCCGGUGCCAAAGACACGGAGGAGCCCAGACUCUACACAGAGACGAGGCUGUCACUCAGCCACAUGCAGCACACACACCUCGACGGGGCUGUGCGGUAUUACAGCCAUGCUGGAUUUAAUUAGUGAAGGGGGAAAAAAAAAAAAACUCCUUCUGACUAAAGCUGCUCUGAAACACAGCAGUCCAAAGAGAUGGAAACUAAACAAAGUGCUUUGAAACUAAACUGGUGCUCCAGGAUGGCUGGUAAAAUUAUGAUUACUGUAUGAUAUACUGUACACACUCGUUUCCACACCACGUCAUGCUCCCAACCUCGGGCUCUGCUGAACCAUGUAGUGCAGACAGUGCUGUUAAUCCAGUGCGGUAUACAGUAAUUACCUACAUAUAUAUAAGGUAGGAUUCUGUCUAUAUGUAUGUAUGUAUGGAUGGAUGGAUGGAUGGAUGGAUGGAUAUGCCCUCACUGUCUCUUUUAUAAAGAUGUGAAGUGAAUCCAGGCCUCUCCGAUGCUGAAGGCAAGUCUGAGUUUAAAUUCAGGCUGCCUCGGUACACUAGGAGGAACAAUUGUUGUUCUCUCCAGGAUCUCUUUUUGUUUUGGCAUUUAGCUUUCCCUUCGCAAUAAGCACGGGUGACGUCACCGCACCCGGAGAACAGUUCAAGCAGGAGUCCUGACAGCACACAUUCACCAACCAGCAUCUACAACCUCAUUUGGAAAGAACGUGCUCCAUACAGACUGGAGGAAACGUGCAACGAGAUCUCGCAAGCAAAGGACUCGGCAAUACCACAGGAAAGUGUUACAUAAGCUGCGUACACCCGUCCUUCAUCAUAGACUGGCCACUGAACGGUCUUAAACUAUAGUUUUACCCAAACUGGCGCAUGUGUCGCCUUCAGUUUUAGGAAAAAAAGAUAUAUUCUAAGUAUCUAUGAUGAUUAAAGGAAUACUCCAGGGUUUAAACACCUAAUAUCUACGUAUCUAUGUAAAUGAUCUGUAAAUUACACUUAUCAUAUAGAAAAAGACCGACACUUUACCAUGUACAGAGAAAGAACAAACCAAAAAAUCAAACACAAAAAAAGUAUGAAUUGAGUUUUAAAUGAUGUUUAAGGGCAGUUGUUGAAAACUGUUUUGUACACACACACACACACACACAUGUACACGCACAAUUAUGAAACCUGCUCACUCUGAGUUACUCAACUGUGUAUUAUGUCCUAAGACUGUUGUUACAGAGUCAAAAAAAUCACCUUGUGUUCAGUCCUGAAUGUUCAAACUAAGCUAACCAAGGAAUUAAUAUCAAGGAUUUAUUCCUGUACAAUAUCCGUUCCCAAGCUACCCGAUUUGUAAUCUGAAAAUCUUGUGCCUUACGCAAGCCUUUAAUCUCAAGACGACAUUCAAAAGAAUAACAAGUAGUUUAAACACCAUUGCUUUGUUUUUUUUAGCUUUAAAAAUAUUUUAAUGUGUUUUGUUUUUUUUGUAAAUAUUUAUAGUUAAUGAAUUCCAAAACUAAAAACAAUCACCUCUUGCAGCCCACCUGCACUACCUUUAUUGCCCACCAGGGGGGUGAUAAGCAGUUGCAGGUAAUCUUUGUGAGUUUCUAAAAUAACUCAGUUUUAGUAUUAAUGAAGAAUAUGGCACUGACUCUAUUCAGUUAUGUGCUAUUCUUGAAAUGAUUCCAGAUACUUUAGAUAUUUUAUAUAUUUUCAUCCAACGUUUUUUUUUUUAUCCUCAUUUUAUCAUGUUUUUAAUCUUCAUAACUUGACCUUACAAUGUUCAAAAUGUCAUCUUUUUUUCUAUAUCUGAAAGAAUAGUAUUCUAUAAAAAGGUCACGGUGGUGUAGUGGUUAGCACUGUGGCCUCCCCACCUCCAGGGUUGAGGGUUCGAGUCCCACCUUCAGGUCUGUGUGUAUGGAGUUUGCAUGUUCUCCUCGUGCUUGGUGGGUUUCCUGUGGGUACUCCGGUUUCCUCCCACAGUCCAAAGACAUGCACAUCAGGUUAUUUGGCAUUUCCAAAUCAUCCGUAGUAAGUGCGUGUGUGUGUGUGUGAUGGACUGGCACCUCAUCCAGGGUGUACUGUAUUCACGCCUUGUCCCCUGGAAAUGCCUCAAGCCUUCCUGUGACCCUGAACAAGAUGUGUGUGUUAUAGGGAAUGAGAGAGAGAGAGUGAGUAGUUUUCUAUAAAAGUCUGUUUUAGAUUAAACGCAAUGCUAAAUAGUCCUGACAACUGCCCUUAGACUUUCAACACAUUUCCCAGGACCAAUACACGGUGAAGUUAAUGCACAUGCGUUCAGACGUAAUAUCGAUUUAAGAUUUUAAAAAAGUAUAGCUGAAGUAUUCCUUUAAAAUGUUUAUCAUCCACAAGCACAGAACAUUUCCUUUCUUUUUUUCUGCGUUGGUCAUAUCUGUGUAUCUUUUCUGCCUUUAGACACGCCAUCAAAUGUGUGUUUUAACGCUACUAAUCAAUGUCUUAUCUAAGACUUCCUGUACAAUCAAGGACAAAUAGACCCACGGAGCUGGGAGAGACAUGUAAAUGUUUUAUGACAGACUGUAAUUAAUUUUAUUAUUUAAAAAUAAUUUAUAAUGGAUGUGCAUGAUUUUGAAGCAUAGCACACUGAAUGGUUUCUUUCUCUCUCUCUUUCUCUCUCUUCUUCUUCAUCAGAACUAUUAUCCAUUUAGCAAAGAGCUUGGUAUACAGAAUCCCAUCGUGCUCCUAUCUCUUUCUCCUUCCAGUCAGUCUCAUAUUAUUGACAGCUGUAUGAGAAAUGGUCAGUGUUUUAUCCGUAGUCUGUUGCACCUGUACAGUAUAAUGACGCAUUGAGAUCGUUUAAGUGUUAAGCGCAGAGACAAAUCCUGAGGUUGAAUAUACAGUCUAACGCAGUGUUUCAGGUAUGUAGAGGUCAUGUAUAAUGUAUAAUACAUCACUAGGCUUGCACUUUUGUUUGUAGCCGAGACGUCACUGUGGUGUGUUCCUACAGAAAACCUCGAAUUCUCGGGCCUCACUUAUAAAGCGUUCAUGAUGGGUUGAUAUGACCUCGUAUUUAAAGAAACCAGGUUACUGAAACCGUAGAGCGAUAAAAGGGGAGAAACAUUUUUACGCAAACUUGUGAAUAUUAAAUUAAAAGUGAUAAAUCUUAAACAUUAAAUGAAUAAAAACCAUGUUACAGACGACUAGACCCAACAUGAGCAGCUUUCAGUUUGAUAGAGUGAAUCGAGUUACUAUCGAUUAACCAAUUAGGAAAUCGAGUAAUGGAUUUAUUUUAUUAUUAAUAUAAUAAUUCAAAUGUAGUGAAGUUAUAAAUAAAAUCAUGUGUGCACCUGCUGUUUCUUUCUGAAAGUGGGCCUCUGGUUUGUUCUGCUUUUCCCCUCAGCAUUAGUUGGCAAACACACUGACCUUAAAGCUGGGUGGUUAUCUGUAUUUAUUUCCUUCUCUUUAUCUGAAAUGCACUUUACCAUCGUCUAGAAAGUGUACAUUGUUUAAAAAAAUAAUAAAUCAAUAAAAUCAAGAGGAUUAUU